UGGCUGCAACGCAUGGAGUAAUUUUUCGUGCCCGGAACCCUUCCUUCCUACCGGUUUCGCCUAAAACCUUCGCCUUUGUGACCGAAGGCAACGACGGGAUCAGGACGUAACAAGACCUCCGAAACAUCCAUCUUUCUCCUCCUUCCGGUCCGCCCCUAUCAAAAACCAUAGAGGAAGGUUCCUUGUAAUUACUCUGUAGCAUGAGCUUCUCAGCAGUUUUUAGACGAGCGGGGCUUAAAGAGAUAGUUUCAAAUAUUGAUAAUGUGUACCCAACUAGUGUCAGUGAAGCAUCGGGGGGAUUGAACUUGCUGUUUAGGCGCUGGGCCACCAAAAAAACCGCAGGAUCCACAAAAAAUGGCCGUGAUUCCAAUCCCAAAUAUCUUGGUGUGAAGAAAUUCGGUGGUGAGAAAGUUAUACCUGGCAAUAUCAUUGUUCGUCAAAGGGGUACGCGGUUUCAUCCCGGUGAUUAUGUUGGAAUCGGCAAAGAUCACACUCUCUAUGCUCUGAAAGAAGGCCAUGUACGAUUCGAACGUAACAAGCUUAGCGGUCGGAAAUGGGUGCAUGUUGAUCCCCUGGAAGGUCAUGUUCUUCAUCCCAUCUAUCAAAAUGCUGCUGCUUCAGAUGCUACAAGCCAGGUUUAUGCUAGUUAGGAGUUUUCAAGGUUGUGAAGAAACCAUUUCCAUGUGUUUCAACAUGGUCAAUAGUUUAAUAUGGUGCCAUGCUGACUUUUUCCUUUAUAUUGUGUGGGAAAAAUGAUUUACUAUUUUCAGAAAUGAGAACUUCUGUUCGCAUCUCAA
Molecule: messenger RNA, 797 nt
Organism: Phalaenopsis equestris
Lineage: Eukaryota; Viridiplantae; Streptophyta; Magnoliopsida; Asparagales; Orchidaceae
Product: 50S ribosomal protein L27-like
Exons: 4
Coding region: 201-650 (149 amino acids)
Biological process (GO): translation
Cellular component (GO): ribosome
Molecular function (GO): structural constituent of ribosome
Source: RefSeq, a predicted model, not a curated record